AUGACCUCAUUGUGCAAACUUGAAUAUUUACCAAAUGAAUUGUUUUAUAUGAUAUAUGGUUAUUUGAAUGGAACAGAUCUUGUUAUAUCAUUGUACAAUUUGAACGCUCGACUUAAUUCACUCAUAAGUACUAUCAAUUAUUUAAAUAUCGAUUUAACAAAUGUUUCACGAAGAAGCUUUUUUCACAUAAUCAAAUUUGUAUUUCCAGCGCUUACCGAACAAAUUUAUGGAGUGACAUUACCUAAUAAAGACAUUGUGAUACGUCGUUUUCGGACCCACAUUCAACUCCCAUAUCUUCGUUCGUUAACUUUGAAUAAAGUGGCGCCUGUGAAUGUGCGAAUUAUACUUGAGAAAUUAGCGUACGGUCAUCUAUCCCAUUUGUCAAUUUCAAGCGAUAUCACAUCAUGUAAUAGUCAGUCGGACAUUGACGACAUUAUAAAAAUAAUAUUUAGUGAGAAAAUGUUUACACUCAAAACAUGCAACAUUCCCGAUUAUAGAAUUGAUACUAGUGAGGAUAGUUUGGGUAUUUGUUCGGUUGAAUCGAUGACCGUGCAGACACUCAAUGUUUGUGUAUUGAGUGAAGUUAUGCAACAUUUGCUGUUUAUGAAAUAUUUACGUGUGCGUAUCUCUAACUCACUCGAUAAUAUUCUGCUACCGUCAUCAUUUGAUCUAUCAAAUUUGAUCUCAUUUGAAUUAGUCGUCUGUGAUGUUGAUAUUGAUAAUAUUGAGUGGUUACUCAAACAUAUGCCAAAACUCGAACGCUUAUUCUAUUUCUUUUUAUCUACAAAUCUUAAUAAUAAUCGUUAUUUCUAUACAAACUAUCGUCAUUAUUCACAAAUCAAUACUGUCAUCUGGAGAAGAAUAUUAGCGGGUUUACCGCUGCUGGAGAAUUUUGAUUUGUCCAUCAAACUUGAUAAUGGUGGCUGGUACACCGCUGACAAGUAUCUAAAUACGUUUAAAUGGAAAUUUUGGUACAUAUUUAUUGCGUUUUCAUAUGACACAGCUUCACAACACGCAUGUAGCAUAUAUAACUGGAAUCCUCCGACACAGACUGAUACAGUCGAUAUGUGCAGAUCAACUCGUUCUGAUUUGUCCAUCGCGUUUUCGUAUGAAAUGCAACGUCUACGAGAUUUAUUCUCCUACACUCUCAUCAAAUGUCGUAUAGAUUCUGAAAUUGAUCUGGAAACGGUAAGAGUUCCUGCCUUUCAUCAUCAACCUGUUAAACAUCGUCUGUUAUUUGGUAAUGCUCCUCGUUCGUCCAACUUUAAAAAGAAAUUCAAUUGGCGAAAAUCACACCGAUGA
Molecule: messenger RNA, 1302 nt
Organism: Didymodactylos carnosus
Lineage: Eukaryota; Metazoa; Rotifera; Eurotatoria; Philodinida; Philodinidae
Source: the annotation of a GenBank genome assembly